AUGUCUUCUGUUUUUAAUACUUUCUUCAUUGUUGGUGCUUCUCGUGGCAUUGGUUUGGAAUUGGUCAAACAAUUAUUACAAAGUAAUCCAAAUAGAAUUGUUCACGCAACAACUAGAUCUCACUCUGAUAGUUUGGCUCAAUUACAACAAGAAGUCACCACUCAACGUUUGAUUAUUCAUGAAAACUUGGAUGUUAACAAUGAUGAGUCAACUGAAGCACUCGUUCAAAAACUCUUGAAUCAAAAUGUUAAGAUUGAUGUCUUGAUUAAUAAUGCAGGUAUUAUUGGAAAAGAUUCAAUUGGUAGUGUUUCCAGACAAGAACUUUCCAACAUGUUACAAACUAAUACCUUCUCUCCAAUUAUUGUUUCACAAAAAUUUUACAAUAAUCAACUCAUCAACCAAAAUGGUUUGAUUGUUAACAUUUCAAGUAUUAUUGGUUCAAUUGAGCUUGGUAUUGGUCAUGUUUUUAAUUCUGCUUCUUAUGCAAUUUCUAAGGCAGCCCUUAAUAUGGUUUCUAAACUUCAAAGUUUGGCAUUUGCUGAAGGAAAAGUCAAUGCAAUUUCACUACAUCCCGGAUGGUUGCAAACCCAGCUUGGGGGCCAAAAUGCUCCACUCUCUGUUGAUGUUGGUGUUUCAGGAAUUGUUAAGGUCAUUGAUAAUUUCAAUCAAGAACAAAAUGGUACCUUCCUUCAAUAUGAUGGAACUCCAGUUAAAUUGUAA
Messenger RNA from Naegleria gruberi, 720 nucleotides. RefSeq lists its product as uncharacterized. The transcript has a single exon. Lineage: Eukaryota; Heterolobosea; Eutetramitea; Acrasida; Naegleriidae. Bases 1 to 720 code for a protein of 239 amino acids. Gene Ontology annotation, molecular function: oxidoreductase activity, acting on the CH-OH group of donors, NAD or NADP as acceptor. The record is from RefSeq and is a predicted model, not a curated record.